GAUCACUGUUUAUCUGUACUUGUCGCGCCUGGGUCGUUUUAACAAAGCUGUUUGUAAAUUACCAGUUUUUUCUUCCUGUUUGAGGGAGUGCAUAUUCUCCAUUCCUUAACCUUUUACGAAGUACAAUAAUUUAAUUUAGAUACUUGCUAAAACAAGCAUUUUAGUCGACAAGAAUCGGAUUUCUACUUGACAAUUGGAAUGAAAAUAUUGAGAAUCCUAGUUAACGCCAACGUCUUGGGUCACCAGUCAUGCGCAAAAUCUAUAGGUAACUUACGUACAGCUUUGUGAAAAGCCCAUUCAUCUCUUUCCUUGAUAAACGAACUCUCGACUCACAUACCUGUAUAUUUCCGGACUUCCUUGCAGGGCUACACCUUUUCAUUACCCGAUGUCGUUAUAACAGCACCAGGAAAUGGCGGUAAUGAUGGUCCCCACGAAGAUGAUCACGAAACAUAGGAAGUCAUUCGUGGUCAUCUUCGUCAUCGUCGUCAUGUUUUGCACGUUCAGGAGCAAUGACGAUGACGACGUUACCGUAUCCAUCAAGCAAACGAGUUCAGUAGAAACAUGGCCGUCGACCACGCUAAAUGAAUCUGAAAUACUGCGAUUGAAGGAAGAAAUGUCUCUCCCCAAAAACGUCAUCCCGGACAUUCACUCGCUUCUUCACGUUGACGCCUCGUACAAAGCACUAACUUCAAGUGAUAAAAAAUGUGCUUUCCCAGACCACAUAAAUUCAGACGAUUCGGACUACUCACCCAAUAUUACGGGAUCCGAGUUCCUCCAAACAGAACGGGUGAUCUUCAAAGAGCACAGAUCGAAAGCCCAAAGACUGACACGCCAAGCUAAUGUGCAGUUGAGACAGAUUCUGGAUGUGGAGAAGUCCAUUGACCUUGGAAAUAGAAACAACGAGUUGGAUGCGGAAUCGGAUCAACCAAAUAGAAUGGGGAUGAAGAUCGACUCGUACCUCUAUUUCCCAGGGGGGCACUGGAUCCCCCUGAACUGCACACCAAAAUGGAAGGUUGCAAUCAUCAUUCCCUAUCGCAAUCGGGCCUACAAUCUCAACGUCUUUCUGAGGAACUUAGUACCCUUCUUGAGGAAUCAAGAACUGGAGUUCGGAAUAUUUAUUGCAGAACAGGGACCGUCAGAAGCAAUGAAUCGAGGUUUAAUGAAGAAUAUCGGUUAUCAAAUGGCGCAGCUUGGUGGUACAAAGUGGGACUGUUACAUAUUCCACGACAUUGACUAUGUUCCUAUGAAUAUUACCAACUACUACGGUUGCGACGACCAUCCAAAACAUUACGCUACCAGGCUUGAGGAAUACGCUUUUGGCAACCCCUACUUGACAGAUUUUGGAGGCGUCGUGGGAUUAACUGCGAAACAGUUUGAUGAGAUUAAUGGCUACUCCAACAUGUAUUGGGGAUGGGGUGGCGAAGAUAGUGAUUUGUAUAAGAGGGUCAAGUCUGUCGAGUUAAACAUCACAAAAUCAGCGGAGGGAUACUAUCGUGAUUUAUGGCAUAAAAAGAAAACACAGAAGGAGAGAUGUGUUCAUAGACACUGUCUUUAUGAUAACGCAGUUGGCAGGAUGGGAAUCGACGGCCUUUCGAAAAUUCGUUAUGAAAAUUCCGCAAACAUCUCUUUCACCACACUCUACACACAAAUAAGCGUUGAUGUGCAACAAAGCGGCUGGAAUCAUAACUUCACAAAAUGUCGCCUAUUCGUCGGGAAAAGAAGCAAUCACCUGUUGGCUAUCGCAUUCAUCGUGUGCUAUUCGGCUAUCAUGAUUGUAAUUUUCGCCUGCGCCAUUUUUGGUCUAGCUUUGCGAGACAUGAACAGUGAAGAAGACGAUGAUGAAAAAUCGUUAAGUGUCGGAAAGAAAAAAGGGACAGGAGAAAAGGACACCGAUAAAUUGCAUCACUAUUAUUUUGAUGACUUCAGGUUAAAAGUAGUAUGAUUUGAACAAAGUUCUGAUAUUUCAAAGAUAUGCAUUAUUACCAUCAUACCUUGAAAUGAAGCCCAUAUAAUUUCUUUGUUGUGCCUAAAAUACUCUGUACUUAAUUGUUCAGUAUACACUUCUAUGAAAGUUUAUCUUAUAUUUUUAUCCAUCAACUUGGACGCCCUACUGUACAACCGGGGACGUCCGCGGUCCAGCUAACCGUGCUAAUCAGUCCCUCAUCUCAUUUCAGACCGUUUCAUAUCAGACUCACGAUUGUUAAAAAGUUCCAUUAAUAAACUCAAGUUGUGUAUAGGUGUGUUUGUACGUGUGUGUGGCGCAAUAGGAAGCGUCCCCGGUUGGCGAAAUUGAGCCCGGAUAGUGGAUUAAAUUCACUGGUCUGUACACUCUAAUUUUCAGAUCAGUGAUUAAAUUCAAACAUUUUGAGUGUAUGAGGUCGCAAACACAAGUCCCCACUUUAACGAUUAAUGAUAAGUGAGUUCCCCCAAUUUUCAACUAAAGACGAUAUGUGUGUGGGUGAGUGUGUUUGUGGGGUUGUAUACUUACUAUGUCUAUUUAUGAAUCUCUAAUUUUUUUUACUAUUUGUUUAUCGGUGCAUUACUUUAGCUUUUAGAGGAGUAAUGAAUCCCAAAUGUGAACACAAAAAAACUUCUAAAAACAGUGAUACUAUUUUAAAUUAUGACACUAUUUUAGAUUUUCACAUAUUGAGAUAUAUUAUGAUAGAAUAUUGUAGAUUAUGUUUAUAAUUACGCAUUCGUGAUGAUAGAAAUGCCAAUGACUGUGACUUUCUUACCUGCCCAGUAGAUACGAUCGUGUUAUAUACUGGAAAAGAAACCAUACGAUGGCAGAAGUUUAUGUCAAAUGACUGUAUAUGUGAUGGUUUAAUUUAUUAGUCAUUUAAAUAAUGCAAUAUAGACUGUCAUCCUAAGCUCUAACUUAACUGGAUUAGUUAAGUGGGCCAAGUCUGUUGUUAAAUCAUCGGUCAGAAAAUUGAGUCAGGAAACUCUUUCAGUAGAGGCCUGAUUUUCAGCAUUUUCCUUUUGCCAGGAUUCCCAAUCAUUUUCAAAUACUAUUCACAUGAUUCAGUAAUUCCUGACACCACCAUCGAUACUCGAGCAUUCGCGAAUAUUGAUCCAACUUGUGACAAGAUUAGAUAUCAAUUUUAUAAUAUAUAUUUUUAAAUAUGAUUAAAUACUGUCUAAUGAACAUAAAAUAACGUUAUUGCUAUUCGUUUCUAAUCACAGAUUCAGGUAAUAGAGAAGUCAAACUCGAGUUGGGAAUACUAGUAGUAGAAAAGUUAUUACUAACAUAUUAUUACAGGCAUCACUAGUUUGCAUUUUAAUUGUAUAUAUAUAUUCAGGCAGUGCCACAUGUCUAUAUGAAUAAGAAAAAAAAAAGAUUGUUGUCCUUUA
Molecule: messenger RNA, 3354 nt
Organism: Lytechinus pictus (painted urchin)
Lineage: Eukaryota; Metazoa; Echinodermata; Echinoidea; Temnopleuroida; Toxopneustidae
Product: beta-1,4-galactosyltransferase 5-like
Exons: 8
Coding region: 410-1942 (510 amino acids)
Biological process (GO): carbohydrate metabolic process
Cellular component (GO): Golgi apparatus
Molecular function (GO): UDP-galactose:glucosylceramide beta-1,4-galactosyltransferase activity
Source: RefSeq, a predicted model, not a curated record